AUGGCUAUCUCUAAGUUACCACCUUUUCCGGACGACGUCCCUACCCAUCCACUUCUUGUUAUCGACUACGCCCUUCUCAAAACGCAUGACCAGGAAGAGAUCGAGAGACUAUGGAGAGCUGCGACGCAGCUGGGAUUUUGGUAUCUGAAGAAUCACGAUGCGGAGCAAGAGGCUAACGGUAUGUUUGAUAUGGGCGACGAGACUAUGAAGCUACCCAUGGAGGAGAAGAUGAAAUAUGAGCAAGGAGACGAUGGAAUGUCUUUUGGAUACAAAGCCGCUGGAUUGAACGCCGUCGAUGCCAAUGGAAUCACUGAUACCGUCGAAUUCAUUAACAUCGCCAAAGACGACGCCAUAGCGUACCCCACACCUGUUCGACGGGAGUACCCUAGCACCGUGAACGUCCGUAUGUCCAGCACUAUACAUCCCUUCGUCACCAAGUCCAUCGAAAUCAAUGAUACGAUCCUCGGCAUCUUCAACGAGAAGCUCGGGCUUCCAGAAGGAUCUCUCGCGAAGAAGCACAGUCGGGAAGAGUUCAGUGCAAGUGAGGCUAGGACGAUAAAGAGCCCACCGGGGUAUACCAGCGAUCGGAUGGCUAUCGGAGCACAUACGGACUUUGGUUCUUUGAGUUUCCUGCAUAAUAGGCUUGGAGGACUGCAAGUGCUACCUCCCGGGUAUGAAGAAUGGCAAUAUGUAAAGCCUAUUCCAGGACACGCCAUCUGCAAUGUUGGUGACGCGUUGGCGCUGUUCAGCGGGGGGAUCCUCCGAUCCAACAUCCACAGAGUCGUCCCCCCUCCUGGUCCGCAAGCACAUCUCGAGCGCUGGUCCCUCGUGUACUUCACCAGACCCGGAAACUCGGUCUUACUUCGACCUCUGGCGGAUGAGAGUUCAAUAAUUGCUGCUGCAGUCGAGAACUCCUCUCAGGUCAACACGCCUGUGACGGCACACGAGUGGUUCACUAGAAGGAUCAAAAAUCAGCGCAUGAAAAACCGAACGGGGCCUGAGACGUGGCAGGCAAGUCGAGGCACGGAAGGAGGCCGGGCCUAA
Desarmillaria tabescens is the source of this 1044-nucleotide messenger RNA. RefSeq lists its product as uncharacterized. The coding region runs from base 1 to 1044 and encodes 347 amino acids. The record is from RefSeq and is a predicted model, not a curated record. The transcript is spliced from 6 exons. Gene Ontology annotation, molecular function: 2-oxoglutarate-dependent dioxygenase activity. NCBI's taxonomy places the organism in Eukaryota, Fungi, Basidiomycota, Agaricomycetes, Agaricales, Physalacriaceae.